AUGACAUCCACUAUAAAAACCGAACUUUUCCAGCCAAACGAUCCCUCAAAUUCCUCUGGUAAUAUAUCCGAACACUUAACAUGUGGAUAUAUUAUACUUAAUUGUGAAAACGUCAACGAUAAAUGGAAAUGCAUUCAUUGUUUCCGAAUUAUCAAAGAACCUAUUCAACUAACGGAAUGUGGCCAUAGGGCUUGUAAAGGGUGUCAUGAGUCUCGUGCAGCAUUAGCUAUAGAUGGCAUAAUGAUUUGUCCAGUAGAGGAAUGCAAACAGCAGUAUUAUAAAACUGAAAUAAUGCCUGAUCGUGCAUUUAAAAGAGAAUUGGACAUACUUCCUGUUGUUUGUCGUCAUAAAAUGGAUCAGAACUGCGCUUGGACAGGACCAUUGAAAGCUUAUCAAGAGCAUCUAGAUCAAAGUCACGUUCACUAUCCGUGCGAUCUGUGCGGACAAGUAUUUUCAUCCAGCCAAGCAUUGGAAGAUCAUAAAUCAAAAACAUGUCCAAGUCUUUUUCAAGCAUGCCCUUUAGCCCCUUAUUGUUGUCAAGAGAUGAUUCCCAAAACUGACUAUUCAGCCCAUUUAUUAAGUGCAAAACAUCAAGAAACGGUUGCUCUAUUCUUAAUUGGUAAAUAUGAAAUUCCAGAUACAUCUGAACAAGAUCAAUCAAUGGAAUCAAGUUCAGUCGCAAAUGAACUUGAACAACGAACUUAUGAAAAGCUAUCUGAUUUAGCUGAAAAGGUUCAAAAAUUAAAUGACGACACAGUUACAUUAAGUCGUGAUUUUGUUAAAUUAAAUGAACUGAGUCAAAUAACUAUUCAAGAAAUUAAUCAUUACCAAACAGCAACGAAUGAAAGAAAUGUAUUCAUGUCUAGUUUGCAGCCUAAACAAGACUCUAUACAAAAAGAUAUCGAACGAUUGAAACAGAACCUUGAAGAAAAUCAACAUGUAUCAACGGAUGGUACAUUAACCUGGCGAGUUGAUCGUGUAGCAGAACGAAUGGCUGAUGCUCAAUCAGAAAGACAACCCAGUAUUUAUUCACCAGUAUUUUAUUCGUCAGCAACUGGUUACAAGAUGCGUGCGCGCUUAUAUUUACACGGAGAUGGAAACGCGAGAAGAACUCACAUGUCUUUAUUCUUUCUACUUAUGAAAGGAGAUUAUGAUGCUCUUCUUCCUUGGCCAUUCAGCUACAAAGUUACUUUUUGUCUAUUUGAUCAGACAGGAAAUAAUCGACAUAUUAUCGAUUCUUUCCGUCCUGAUGUAAAAUCGAAUUCUUUUCAACGUCCUCAAACAGAUGCUAAUAUCGCGAGUGGCAUUCCGAAAUUCUUUCCUUUACCCAUGAUUCAACAGGAUGACAAUCCUUACGUUAGAGACGAUAUACUUUUCAUCAAAAUUAUUGUCGAUCUACAUGAUACACCAAAACUAAUAUUACCGUUCAUGUUAACACUAAAUCCUGGUCUACCUUACCAUGUACAACAAGUUCUAAUCAAUCAAGAAAAAAUAAAACGAGACCAACAACAAAAUACUCUGACUACGAUAACAGCGAGCCAGCCAACGCCAAUGAACACUUGUGGUUAA
Molecule: messenger RNA, 1569 nt
Organism: Rotaria socialis
Lineage: Eukaryota; Metazoa; Rotifera; Eurotatoria; Philodinida; Philodinidae
Source: the annotation of a GenBank genome assembly